AUGGUCGCCUCCCAGAUGUUCAUCGGCACUGCCGCCACCCUCAUCGCCUCCUCGACUGCCUUCGUCGCACCGAUGGCCGUGCGAUCUGUUGCCACUACUCCUUCCUCCUCGAGCCUCAAGAUGAGUGCUGGAUCGGACUACGUCGCGACCCUGCCCGGAGCUCCCUUCUCUGACGGAAAGAUCUUCGACCCCCUGGGCCUAUCUGACGGCGCCGCCCCCGGCGACAUCAAGAAGUGGCGCGAGGCCGAGAUCAAGCACGGGCGUGUGGCCAUGCUUGCUUCCCUCGGUGUCAUCGUCGCAGAGCAAUACCACCCGUUCUUCAUGGGCCCCGACUACAUUGGUCCCGCCGUGGACCACUUCCAGGAGAUCAGCGCACAAUUCCCUGAGUUCUGGGCGUUCUCCCUCCUGGGCAUGGCCUUCAUCGAGUACAACACCAUCAUGACCGCCUUCGACACCCCCAGCGCUGUCACCGGCGAGGGCGGCCUGAAGGAGGACUACAUCCCGGGAGACCUCGGCUUCGACCCCCUCAACCUCAAGCCCGACGACGAGGCGGCUCUGGACGUGAUGAAGACCAAGGAGCUCAACAACGGCCGUUUGGCCAUGAUUGGCAUCGCCGGCAUGUUGGCGCAGGAGCUGGUGAACCCGGCCGACAUCCUCGGCUAG
Messenger RNA from Ectocarpus siliculosus, 663 nucleotides. The record is from the annotation of a GenBank genome assembly. NCBI's taxonomy places the organism in Eukaryota, Phaeophyceae, Ectocarpales, Ectocarpaceae.